AUGACAGUGUUCCUUUCCUUUGCUUUUCUCGCUGCCAUUCUGACUCACAUAGGGUGCAGCAACCAGCGCCGAGGUCCAGAAAACGGUGGGAGAAGAUAUAACCGGAUUCAAUAUGGGCAGUGUGCCUACACUUUCAUUCUUCCAGAACACGACGGGAACUGUCGUGAGAGUACGACAGACCAGUACAACACAAACGCUCUGCAGAGAGAUGCUCCACACGUGGAACCGGAUUUCUCUUCCCAGAAACUUCAACAUCUGGAGCAUGUGAUGGAAAAUUAUACUCAGUGGCUGCAAAAACUUGAGAAUUACAUUGUGGAAAAUAUGAAGUCGGACAUGGCCCAGAUACAGCAGACUGCAGUUCAGAACCACACGGCCACCAUGCUCGAGAUAGGAACCAGCCUCCUGUCUCAGACUGCAGAGCAGACCAGAAAGCUGACAGAUGUUGAGACCCAGGUACUUAAUCAAACUUCUCGACUUGAAAUACAACUGCUGGAGAAUUCAUUAUCAACCUACAAGCUAGAAAAGCAACUUCUUCAACAGACAAAUGAAAUUCUAAAGAUUCAUGAGAAAAACAGUUUAUUAGAACAUAAAAUCUUAGAGAUGGAGGGAAAGCACAGGGAAGAGUUGGACACCUUAAAGGAAGAGAAAGAAAACCUUCAAGGCUUGGUUACUCGUCAAACAUAUAUAAUCCAGGAGCUGGAGAAACAAUUAAACAGAGCCACCACCAACAACAGUGUCCUUCAAAAACAGCAGCUGGAACUGAUGGACACAGUCCACAACCUUGUCAACCUUUGUACUAAAGAAGGUGUUUUACUAAAGGGAGGAAAAAGAGAGGAAGAGAAACCAUUUAGAGACUGUGCAGAUGUAUAUCAAGCUGGUUUUAAUAAAAGUGGAAUCUACACUAUUUAUAUUAAUAAUAUGCCAGAACCCAAAAAGGUAUUUUGCAAUAUGGAUAUUAAUGGGGGAGGUUGGACUGUAAUACAACAUCGUGAAGAUGGAAGUCUGGAUUUCCAAAGAGGCUGGAAAGAAUAUAAAAUGGGUUUUGGAAAUCCCUCUGGUGAAUAUUGGCUGGGGAAUGAGUUUAUUUUUGCCAUAACCAGUCAGAGGCAGUACAUGCUAAGAAUCGAGUUGAUGGACUGGGAAGGAAACCGAGCCUAUUCACAAUACGACAGAUUCCACAUAGGAAACGAAAAGCAAAACUACAGGUUGUAUUUAAAGGGUCACACUGGGACAGCAGGAAAACAGAGCAGCCUGAUCUUACAUGGUGCUGAUUUCAGCACUAAAGAUGCUGAUAAUGACAACUGUAUGUGCAAAUGUGCCCUCAUGCUAACAGGAGGUUGGUGGUUUGAUGCUUGUGGCCCCUCCAAUCUAAAUGGAAUGUUCUAUACUGCGGGACAAAACCAUGGAAAGCUGAAUGGGAUAAAGUGGCACUAUUUCAAAGGGCCCAGUUACUCCUUACAUUCCACAACCAUGAUGAUUCGACCUUUGGACUUUUGA
This is a messenger RNA of Cynocephalus volans (Philippine flying lemur), 1497 nucleotides long. It is a transcript of the gene ANGPT1, whose product is annotated as angiopoietin 1. Gene Ontology annotation, molecular function: receptor tyrosine kinase binding. The transcript has 9 exons. Gene Ontology annotation, biological process: angiogenesis; Tie signaling pathway. The record is from RefSeq and is a predicted model, not a curated record. Lineage: Eukaryota; Metazoa; Chordata; Mammalia; Dermoptera; Cynocephalidae. The coding region runs from base 1 to 1497 and encodes 498 amino acids.